AUGGCUGAUUUAAGCAAAUUAAUUAACAACACUUCAGAAAAUCUUAAAAAUGAAGAUAUUUCACUCCCUUCAUCCUCUUUAGUUGCUUCACAUUAUAAUGCGAUCCCUGAGAUUGGAAUUCAAAAAAGAAAUAAUAGCAGCAUUCUUCACCUUAGAAACUUGAAUAAUUGGAUGAAGAGUAUGUUAAUAGCUGACACACUUGAUAGAUUAAAAUCACAAAGCGAAAAAUUUGGUUCGGAACAAAUAAGAGUACUCGAUUUGGCUUGUGGUAAAGGUGGGGAUCUUCGAAAAUGGCGUGUUGGAGGAAUCGAUGAAAUUGUUAUGAUUGACAUAGCUGAAGUUUCUCUUCAAGAUUGCAGAGAUCGUUUUAACAGGAUGAGAGAUCGGAAGACAAGACGUUUACCUUUCAAUGCUCAUUUUGUACAGGCUGAUUUAAUUGAAGUCGAUCUUCCUGACUGUUUACCAAAAGAAGCACCUAAACAAUUUGAAAUUGCCAGUUGUCAAUUUGCACUUCAUUAUGCUUUCCGUUCUGAACAAUGUGCUCGAAAAAUGCUUGAAAAUUGUACAAAAAUGAUUCAAGUUGGGGGAUAUUUUAUUGGGACAAUUACAAAUGCUUCAGCUAUUGUUCAAUAUCUGCGUAAAUCUGCUGGCAAUUUUUCUAAUCGUGUUUGCAGUGUUUCUUUGGGAAAUAAUUUCUCUCUAGAUGAAGAAUCCCCAAUUCCUCCGUUUGGCGCUGAAAUUCGUUUUAGAUUGGAGGGGGUUGUUGACUGCCCAGAAUAUUUGUGCUACUUUCCUCUGCUUCAAAAGUAUUUUUUUAUAUAUUUUAUAAACUUAAAGUUUUUGGAAUUAGAAAAUCACUAA
Molecule: messenger RNA, 861 nt
Organism: Meloidogyne enterolobii
Lineage: Eukaryota; Metazoa; Nematoda; Chromadorea; Rhabditida; Meloidogynidae
Source: the annotation of a GenBank genome assembly